Molecule: messenger RNA, 858 nt
Organism: Symbiodinium sp. CCMP2592
Lineage: Eukaryota; Dinophyceae; Suessiales; Symbiodiniaceae
Source: the annotation of a GenBank genome assembly
AUGUUGAAUGUGGACUGGGACGAUGACGAUGAUGUUCAGGACGUGAUGCCCGCGAAGAAAGCCCGCCGUCGUGGCCCCAUGAAGGUUCAGAAGUGCGACAAGGUCCAAAAGCGGCCUGCGUUGCAGAAGACCCCACGACAGCGAAUCAUGAAGCAUGUGCCUACUGCCGAAAGCGUCUUGGGCCACAUUGACAAGCACCCAUUGCCUGAGGCUGCGGACGAGAUACGCCCUUGCGAGGACACCAUUUUGGUCGGCUCGGUGUGCUCUGGCUUGUGCGCCGAGCUAUGGAGCCUGAAUGGUAUGGGGCGGCGCUUCCGAGCAACUUUCUGCUGCGAGAGCAAUGCUGGCCUGCGCAAGCUUUCCAUGAGCAUGCACACUCACGACUAUGUCUUUUGCGAUGUUUUUCUGGAAGACUGGAUGGCAGUGAGCUGCGACCUGUUCUUCGCUGGCUUUCCUUGCCAGGGUUUUAGCGAAUGCCAGCCAGCGGGAACAGCAGGCUUGACACACAUCAGUGGAUCGUGCAUCUUCCCCAUCCUCCGUUACAUCAGGCACAGACGACCCCCAAUGUUUUGCCUCGAGAAUGUCCGCGGCUUGUUGACGCUCUACCCCGAAACCUUUGCCAUGAUUUUGGGAGUCCUGGACGGCAUGACGGAUGAGAGGGGCCGGAAGCUGCUGCUGUACUGCAUCUUGCGUGAGUCGUACUCUGUGAGUUGGAAGGUCUUGGACACAUGCAGGGUCACCACCUUGCCCCAGCAUCGAGAGCGCUUGUUUGUGACCGGUUGCCUGACCUCGGCUAUGCAGCGUCCGAUGAGCUGGCCACCAGAGGCCAUGGUUUCCAUGAACGUGAUAUGUCCAUGA